Messenger RNA from Pelagomonas calceolata, 6712 nucleotides. The record is from the annotation of a GenBank genome assembly. NCBI's taxonomy places the organism in Eukaryota, Pelagophyceae, Pelagomonadales, Pelagomonadaceae.
CCAACUGUGGGCAAAACGCGAAUCGAGGCGGCACCGCCACGCCGCGGAACGCGGCUAGGGCCCAUUCCCUUGAAGAGCCGACCGAGCGGGCAGCCUUAAAAACACCAUGGUGUCGCCGCGCAAGGAGCACAGCGGCGCAGCCAAGGCAUUGCGGAAGUGGCACAAGCGCUGCCGCGACCCCAAGAAGUCCGCCGACGACAUUUUGGAUUUAGCACUAAAAGCUUUGGACGACGCGCAUGGCGGCGGCCGCGCGCUGCUGGCGCGGGGCGCCGGCGAGCGCACCGCGGCGCUGUUGUUGCGGGCCGCGGCGCGAAAAAUGCGCACAACACCACCAGCCUACCUGCGCAGCGUGGCCUGGUCGCUCAACGAGCUCGACGCGUUUGAAGCCGCGGCGCUGCGCCUGAAAGCUAGACUGCUCCCGGGCCAGCCGGACUACGCGCGGCUGCGAUUAGCUAGAGACGCGGCGCGCGUCGCGGCCGGCCGCGCGCCGGCCUGGCCGCUCGUUGAAGACGACGACGCGGCCGCCCAUGCCGCGAUGCUGAAGCUCGCGGAGGUCGCGGACGCGCCCGGUGCUCGGAAAAUGCUGAUGGAGAAGGGCGGCUCGCGCCUCGCGGCCUUCCGCUGCGCCGCGACGGGCCGCACCGUGCUCCACUCGGUCUGCGACCUGCGCCGGCGCGGGGACGACACUGCCGGCGCCAUGGAGGACGACGGGAGCAAAGACGACGCCUGGGACGCGGACGCCGUGCGCUUCGCCGACGCUCUCUUAGCGCACGGGGCGGACCCCGGUGCCGCCGACGACUGCGGCGCGACGGCCAUCCACCUGGCCGCGGCGCGACUGCGGCCCCAGUUGGUCGCGCGCCUGGCCCGCGGCCAGUCUUCAUCAAUCGACGCGCGCGGCCGCACGCCGCUGCACUACGUCGUGACCGGCUUGCUGACGACGACGCGCCGGUUACGCCCGCGCACGCCGGCGCAGCGCGAGGCCGCCAUGGCUCGAUUGGAGCGCGCAACUAGGCGCGCGACGGAGUGCGCCACCGAACUGCUUUCGACAAACUCGCCGACGACCCGUGAUAAAGCCGGGUCCACGCCGCUUGCUUUAGCCUGCGCCGCGCGCGCCGCCACGGACCUCGCGGCCGCCUUCGCCGACGCGCUCGCUUCGUCGAAAGACGCCGACGACGAGGUGUGUGUCUGGGACGCGGCGAAGGGCGCCGCGAAGGCCGGCGGCCACCGCUCGUUGGCUCUGCUGCUUGAUCUCGCGCGGGCGCGGGGCUGGGAUAUAUCAACGGAGCUGUCUCCGUUAUUAAGGGCGGCGUGCGAGCGCGGCGCGCUGCGGUGCGCCCGUUUGCUCCUGGAAGCGGGCGCGGACCCCGACGAUCCGGGUGGCGGGUCGUGGCCGCCUUUACAUAUUGCGGCGCGGCGCGACGACGAGCCCCUGUGUCGGUUGUUACUGGACAAGGGCGCGAAAGCCGCGACCGCGGUCGCCAGGCCGCUCAAGGACGUGUUCGCCGACGACGACGACCUCGCCGAGCCGCCGUCGCCCGAGAUGAAGGCCUUCCGCCGGAGAGCUGUAACGGCGCUGGCGGACCCGGCGCUCGCGAAGAUUCUGCUUCCCGACGACCGGACGACGCCGGCGUGGACCGCGGCGGGCGUCGCGGCCCUGCGGGGCCACUGCGACUGCGCCGCGGCCUGCCUGGCGCGGCCGGCGCGGGGCCGCGACCGCAUGGAAGGAGACGGCGUGGGCGUGCUGACGGCGGGCGUUCUAGGGGGCGGCGACGUCGCCUCGCUAGGAGAAGCGCUCGCCGGCGCCGCGCGCGUGCCGACGGCGUCACUGGCGAGAUCAGCUGACCGCAAAGACGCGAACUUCGGGGGCUGCCGGCCGAUGCUCCUCGCCGCGGCGCUCGGCCGCGCGGACGCGCUCCGGGCGCUCGCGCGGCUCGGCGCCGACAGCGACGCCUUCGUCGAGGUCGAGCGGGACGACGCCGUGGCCGCCGCCGCGCGCGCGGCGCGCUGCGAGGGCGCCUUCGAGGCCUGUAACAGGGAGGUCGACGCGGCCGAGGCCGCGGCCGGCCCCAACGAUCUAGAGGCACGCGUGGAGACGGCGCGCGCCGCCGACGCCGCCGCUUCUAAGCUAAGGAAGGCGGCGGAGAAGCGUUUAAGAGCACCCGAGUUCGAGGGCGCCGUCCGCGAGCUGUUCAAGCCGUCGCGGCCGCCGGACGGCGACCGGGCCACGGAGUACGCCGCCAGAGGCGCGUUGCUCUGUUUGGGCGACGAGGCCGCGGCCUCGGGCGACGGCUGGUGGAAGGCGGCGCGCAAGUUCGGACGAAGACUACGCCUGGCCGACGCUUUAUUGGCGGUGACCGACGCCGUGCACUCGCAGCCGGCUUACCUUUUGACAAGGCAGGGACCGCGGCGCGCCGUCGCCGAGGCGGCGUCGAAGUGCGACGAGGCCGGCGGCGACGCCCUGAGCGCUUUAGGUGCGUGGUUGCGUUCUUGCGUGAGCGCGGCGGAGGCGUCGCACCCGAAUUUGCGCGCCGCGCGCGCCGUCAGCGCCGCGCGGCGGAAGCGCGCCGACGCCGACAGACGCCUGGCUGAAGCGCGGCUGGCCGUGACCGCGGCCGCGGCGCCGCGGCGCGGCCAUGCCACAGAUCCUCACGCGGCGACGUGCACGGUGGGCCUGAUUGCGGCGUCGCUGGCCUUUGGCGCGGCAGGCGACGCGAGAGGACCUGCUCCGCUACUAAGGGAGGCGCGCGAGCGGAGUCAAGCGGCGACGGCGGCGCUGGAUUUAGGAGCUGACUCGGAAAGGCGCGACGGGUCGGGCGCGACGGCGCUGGCGCUGGCCGUGCGUCGCGGAUAUGUGUCCUUUGCGCUGGACUUGGUGCAACGGGGCUCGAGGCCCGACGGCGGCGACGGCUCGGCGCUCGAGGCGGCCGCGAGGCUCGCGGCCGCGGGCGCAGCAGGCGCAGGCGAGCUCGUCGAGGCGCUGCUGCGGGCCGGCGCGUCGGCGCGCACGCGGGGCGGCGAUUUAGCCUUGCGAGCCGUCGAGGCGCGCGGCGCGCCGGCAAACGUCGCCCUCGCAUUACUCUCGCGGGGCGCCGCUUGUGCUCCGACGACAACAAAGAAACGGCCACAGUCCGUUGCAGGGGGCUGGCGCGCCGUGUUCGCCGCCGGCGACGAGACGCCGCCCUCGAUCCUGGCCGAGGUCUGCGCCGCGGCGGCCGCGGCGCGCGCGGCCGCCGCCGACGCGGACGUCGUCGAGCGCGCGCUCGGCGGCGCGCCGGCGACGACCUACGAGCGGAAGCUUGGGAGGCUCAGGUGUCUUGACGGAACGCACGAGCACGUCGGUCUCGUGCUGGUCGACGACGACGACGGCGCGGCCGGCGACGCCGAGCUCGAGGACGGCACGGCCGUCAAGCUCGCGCAGCUGGCGGCGGACUGCCGCCUCUUCUGGCGGUUGCGACGGGCGCCGCGGCCGCGCGUCGCCACGAGCCUCCACGCGGCCUGCGCGGCCGGCGCGUCGUCCAAGGCCCUGGACCUCAUUUUACGAGGCUCUGAGGACGCGCUGACGGCGCGCGACGCUGAUGGGAGGACGCCGCUCGGCGUCGCGCUCGCCGCCGGCCAGAAAAGUGCCGCAGCCUGGUGUCUGAAGGCACACGAGCACUUUUCCCAGGAGCAGGCGGCGCUCGCGGACACGACGAAUGCGUGGCCCGAGCCGCAAUUCGACGCGGUGUGUUUGAGAGCGGCUUCUAGAAGGGCCCACGGCGCCGAUGCCGAGUUAAGAAGGUGGCGGCGCCAGUCCGUGCUCGUCGAUGCCGAUUUGGAGGCCGAGCACGCGGCGGUGGAUCGGGGCGGCGCGGCGCCUCGAUUAGCCAGCGUUCUAGCGACGGCGGGCGCCCUGGCGACGGAACUCGCCGGGCGCCGCGUCGCGUCGCUCUGGAGCCAGGAGGCGCCCUUGCUCUGCGCGGAUCGGGCCAAGAAGGCGUUCGGGGAGUUUGGCGUCGCGCCGUCGUCACUGGAAGCGCUGAAGCAGUUGGACGCGGAGGGCCUGAAGCAGCGUAUCACGUUAAGGGCAGUGGAAGCGUCGAUGCACCUAUUACUAGCGCCGCGGCCGCGGCGCGCGGCGCCGGUCACCGACUGGGGCGACGAGCGCGAGCAGGCGCGCGAGAGAUUGGAAAGGUGCCUCGCGCUCUUCCACGCGCCUCCUUCCUAUGCCGAUGGGCUCGAAGUCGAGGGGAACGACCCGGAUCCAUCCGAUGCGAAGGUGCCGGCCGGCGUUUUGAGGGAGGUGCGGAACUACUGGAAGAAUAAACCGGACGAGGACGGCGCGGAGCGCUUCCGGAGUUUCCUGGAGCUCUGGCGGCGCAAGCCGAAGGACGUGUUGAACGCGGUGGACGCGGGGCGCGCGGCGCUCGCGUGGCUUCGUAGGGUGGCGGCCGCGCGCAUCCUGGAUAUUGUGGCGGCGCACGCGUCGAGCGGCGUUGACGAACGGAAGCUGGCCCACUCGCUGGCGACGCGCGCGACAGCUAGAGCGGCGCGCGACGACAUUUUAAGUGAGGAGCUGCGCUCGGCACAAGCGUCGCUCGGCCACGCGUCGCGCGGCGCCGAGCGCAUCGCUAAAGUAGUGAGACGGCCGGAGAUGAGCCGGAAGUUGCGGACCGUGGACCUGGUCCACCGCCGGGACUGGACCAUACUAUUGUCGACGCCGGACGCGGCCCUGGGCGACCGGCGCCUCGUCGACCUGCGGAUGGCCGUCUGCGGCGCCUGCGUCGUCGUGUGCAGCGCCGUCGACGGGCCCGACGACAUAGACGAGAAGCUGCUGGAGCCUCUCGAACGGGCCUGGCGGCGGCCCGUCACGGCGCCCGUCGAGGACGCCGGCGCCGCGCGGGCGGCCGAGAGGUUGCUACGCGCGAUGCGGUCCUACGACGCGGCCGCGGCGCGGAAGCGCGCCGCCCAGGACGCCGAGUUCGUCGAGACCCUGAGGCUGGCGGCGCGGGAUGUCGCGGCGGCGCAGCACGACGCGCAGCAGUUCGCGACGACGGACCCGGACGACGCAAACCGGACCGCGGCCGACGCGGCGGCGCGGUGGGUCGUCGCGGCGCACCGCACGACGGCGCAUCCGCUGCUCGCCGACGAUGACGAGGAGGAGAAUCUCUUGGAUCUGGCGAUCUCCGCGCUGGGCGACGAGGACCCGCUCCUGCCAAAAGUGCUCGCGGCGCUGGGCGCCGAGCGGAGCGCCGAGCUGGCCGUGCGGAAAUCGAAUUCCGACGGCGACUGCCCGCUCGUGAAGUGCUGCCUCACGCCAUGGAAGCCGCGGACCCUCGCCGCUUUACUUCGGGCGGCGGCAGGGUCGGGCUUCGGCGGCGAGGCCUGCCACGACGCGCCGCGGAAGGAGGGGCGCGCCGCGCCGCUGCGGUUGGCGCUCGAGAGUGCGCCGACGGCCUCGUUCCUGCCGCGCGGCCUCCAGUCGAAUGUGGCCGACCGGCGGAACCGGGCCGCCCUCCUGGCGCUGCUCCAGGCGGAUCCGCACGCGGCGGCCGACGACGGCUCGCUCCUGCAAUUAGCGUGCGAGAAAGGCUAUUUGGACCUCGCGGCGGCGUUGUUGAGCCAUGGCGGCGUGCUCGGCCCGGGCGCACCGCCGGGCCGGCCCGCGCCACUCCAUGCCGCCGCAGAGGCGGGCGACCGCGCGCUGUGCGCUCGAGUUCUCGCCGCCGCGGCGCGGGCCGGUGGCGCGAGCGCCGUGCGCAGCGCGUUGCUCGCGCCGUGGGAGCCCAAGGCCGUCGAAAGGGUCGGGAUGAAACAGACCGCGGGCUCCGAAAAGCUCAUGAAGAAGCUCGCGGCGGCGCAAGCCGACCACGUCGAGGAGGAGGAACAGGGCGGGGCCUACGCAGUUCAUUGUGCCGUCCGUGGCAAGGCCGACGACUGCGUCGAACUACUCCUCGACGCUUUGCGCGACCCGGCGAUGGUCUCGCCGACGCCGCUGCCCGACGACGGCGACGCGCACCGGCCGCGGCAUUACAGAGACGCGCCCCUCGGGUCCUCGCUUUUACAUGAGGCAGCCUUUCGGCAGGCGCCACAGUGCCUCGAACGAUUGUUGCGCCACGGCGGUUUUGACGUAUCCUCCAAAGCUCACUUUAAGCCUGUGGGGAUCGUGACGCCCCUGGAAGUUGCGGUAAGGCGCGGCGACCCGGCAUGCGUCGCCUUAUUACUGCGCCACGGCGCCACGCCGUCGGCCGCGGACGCGUACCAAGGGGCAAAGCGCGGCCGAGGCGCGUCCUCUGCGCAUAUUCUCACCAAACUCCUGAGCGACCGCGUGCUGGUAGAUUUAGACGCGCCCCUCGACAGUGAGUCGAAGGAAACGCUUCUACACACGGCCUGCCGGCACGGGCAAACGGACUUCGCGCGGCUGCUCCUGACGUGGGGCGCGUCCUACGCCGUCCGGGACGCGGCGGGCGCGGCGCCGAUUCAUAAUGCAAUCGCCGCCGGCCACGCCGACGUGACCCAGAUUCUCGCUCAGUACAACACGGACUACGACGCCCAGGCGCACGUCCUGGCCUGGGGGCUGCGGCGCCACGCGAGGCGGUGUCGGCGGAAAAAGCUCGCGGUCGACGCCGUCGCCGAGGCCGCGCGGAACGACGAACUCUGGCCGAGUCGACUGACGAUGGAGAGGGCCGCCGCGCGAAGGUCGAGGCCAUCGCCGAACUCGGCCGAGGCGCCGUAA